AUGUCUGCUGCCGGCGGCACCCACCCGCCAGCCGUGCAGCCGCCCGCAGAGCCGAGCUGCCUGCUGCAGCAAGGCACGCUGGACGACUACGUGGUGGAGAAGGCGAUCGGGCGGGGCCACUUCUCCGUCGUCCACCGCGCGCAGCGCCGCUCCGACGAUCGCCGCGUCGCGCUCAAGAAGAUCAAGAUCUUUGACAUGAUGGACGCAAAGGCGCGCGACCGAUGCCUCAAGGAGGUGCAGCUGCUGCAGACGCUGGAAGCGCACCCGAGCAUCAUCCAGUACCUGGACGCGUUCCUUGCCGACAACGUCCUCUACAUCGUCUUUGAGUGGGCCGAGCACGGAGACCUCCGCCGCCUGCUGCGCCUCUGCCACCCCCAUCUGUCGGAGACAUCUCUGCACGUUUCGCAGGUUUGCGACGGCAUCCGGCACAUGCAUGCGGCGCGGGUUAUGCACCGCGACAUAAAGCCAGCAAACAUCUUCCUUGCGGCCGACGGUCGCGUCAAGCUCGGCGACCUCGGCCUCGGCCGAGCCUUCUCAUCGCAGACGUACGAGGCGAUGUCCAAGGUCGGCACGCCGCUCUACAUGUCGCCCGAGGUGCUCGACGGGCGAGGCUACGAAUGGAAGAGUGACAUCUGGUCUCUGGGCUGCCUACUCUACGAGCUCGCCACGCUGCGCUCCCCCUUCAAGAGCCAAGGCGAGGAGAAUGCUCUCGUGGGGUGCUCUUCAUGA
Emiliania huxleyi CCMP1516 is the source of this 729-nucleotide messenger RNA. RefSeq lists its product as hypothetical. The transcript is spliced from 3 exons. The record is from RefSeq and is a predicted model, not a curated record. Gene Ontology annotation, molecular function: ATP binding; protein kinase activity. Gene Ontology annotation, biological process: protein phosphorylation. The coding region runs from base 1 to 729 and encodes 242 amino acids. Lineage: Eukaryota; Haptophyta; Isochrysidales; Noelaerhabdaceae.